AUGGUCACCCUACACGCGGGAAUAGCAUCUGGAGUGGCCGCGCCUGCACAGCGUCACUUCUCGAGCGGGCCCACCGACCCGCGUACGUGGCCUCUGAAUAAAGGGCCGGCAUUAGACCAAGUCACUAUUCAUUCGAGAGACGUGCCGGAGCAAAUAAUGGACCUGCAAGGCAACAACCUAACAAUAAUAUUCCAGAGCGACUUCCAGAACCUGAACGAUCUGAAGAUCCUGCAACUUGCCGAGAACCAGAUUCACACGAUAGAGCGCGACGCCUUCCUGUCGUUGAUAUCUCUGGAGCGGCUGAAACUGAACAAUAACCAACUCGGCCACCUGGCGGAGGGUGUUUUUGUGAGACUGAGGCAUCUGCAACGUUUGGACCUCAGCCGGAACGAGCUGACCGCCAUCAGCCGGCGCACCUUCCGCGGCCUCACCGCCCUAAAGAACCUCCACCUGGACGGAAACCAGCUCAAGUGCAUCGAUGACAAGGCCCUGGAGCCCCUGAAGAGUCUGGAAGUGCUGACCCUGAACAACAACAAUCUGACCUACUUGUCGAUGGAGCCGGCUUCGGUGGCCAGGCUGCACACCUUUCGUCUGACAGACAACCCCCUGGUCUGCGACUGUCGGGUGACUCGCCUCUUGACCGCUUUGCGGGCUUCGGUCAUAGUUGGCGUAGGUGCCAGAUGUCAGGCACCAGCUACCCUCAGAGGCGCUCUGCUGACCGAGCUGGAACUCCACGAGCUGAUAUGCAAUGGUCCAGCUACUGCUGUCCAGGCGGAGUGCUCAGCAGAGCCCCGGUGCCCACCGCCCUGCCGAUGCACCGCCGAGGGCACCAUGGACUGCAGGGAGAAGCUGCUCUCGGAGCUGCCGUCCACCAUUCCGCAUCGCACCACCGAAAUCCGUCUCGAGCAGAACGAGAUCAUGGAGGUGGGCGCCGGCGCUUUCGUUCCCGUGAAGAGGGUCGCCCGGAUAGACCUUUCGAACAACAAGAUCGUCAAGAUAGCCGCGGACGCUUUCAACGGCCUCACUCACCUCACAUCUCUGGUUUUAUACGGAAACAAGAUUAAGGACCUGCCAGCGGGGAUAUUCCACGGACUAACCUCUUUACAGCUUUUGUUGCUCAAUUCGAACGAGAUCUCUUGCAUUCGCAAAGACACCUUCAGAGAUCUCCAGAGCCUGAAGUUGUUAUCCCUGUACGACAACAACAUUCGCUCAAUACCCAACGGGACCUUCGACUCUUUGACGGGGAUCCAAACGCUGCAUCUCGGUAGGAACCCGUUCACGUGCGACUGCUCGCUGCGCUGGCUCGCGGCCUACCUGCGCAAGAACCCUAUAGAGACCUCGGGCGCCAAGUGCGACGCGCCCAAACGCUUGAGCAGGAAGAGGAUAGACGCCCUGAGGGAGGAGAACUUCAAGUGUAAACAGGGUGAGGAGGCGGCCGAGGGGGAGGGGACGUGCGGCGCGACCGGCAACUGCCCGGCGGCGUGCGCGUGCGAGUGGGACACGAGAGGGGCGCGCGUCGCGUGCGCCAGAGCGGGACAGACCGACGUGCCCCGCGACCUGCCGAUGGCGACGCACGCGCUACUGAUGCCCGACAACAACCUUCGCGGGAUCAAAUCGGACGGUCUCUUUGGCAGACUGCCAGACCUCAGCAAGCUGGACUUCAGGAACAACGGUAUAACAGAGAUAGAGGACAACGCGUUCGACGGCGCCGCCAACAUGCAAGAACUUCUACUGGACGGGAAUCUUCUGUCUGCUGUGACAGACAAGAUGUUCUUCGGCUUGCACAGCCUAAGCACGCUGUCCUUAGCCGACAACAAAAUCAAGUGCAUCACGCCCGGCGCCUUUGACCACCUGAACAUGCUGACCACACUCACGCUGUCCGGCAACCCGCUGCACUGCAGCUGCCACGUGGGCUGGCUCGCGGGCUGGCUGCGCAGCCGCCGGCUGGCGCCCGGAGCCAGCUGCGCCUCGCCGCCAGCCCUCCGCGGCGCCAAUCUCCAGCACCUGGAGCAGGCGGACUUUAAGUGCACCCCCGAGGACAAGGGCUGCCUCGCGCCGGAGUACUGCCCCGCGCUCUGCACGUGCACCGGCACCGUGGUGAGGUGCGCGCGCGCGCAGCUGACAGCCCUGCCAGCGAACAUACCGCGCCAGACCACGGAACUGUACCUGGAGUCGAACGAGAUUGCCAGCGUGGAGCCGGAGCAGAUCCGCCACCUGAGCCACCUGACGCGGCUGGACCUGUCCAACAACAGGAUAACAGUCCUCUACAAUAACACCUUCGAGGGCCUCACCAAGCUAUCUACCCUCAUAGUCAGCUACAACCGGCUGAGAUGCGUGCAGCGCGACGCCCUUAAGGGUCUGACUCAACUUCGGGUCCUCUCCUUGCACGGGAACAACAUAUCCAUGCUGGCCGAUGGCGUCUUCAGGGACCUGAAAUCCAUAUCGCAUGUGGCGCUGGGCUCGAACCCGCUCUAUUGCGACUGCAACGCGCUCUGGCUCUCCGAGUGGGUGAAGAGCGCGGGCGAGUACGUGGAGGCGGGCAUCGCCAGGUGCGCUGAGCCGGCCAGGAUGAAGGACAAGCUGGUGCUCAGCACGCUCUCCAGCGCCUUCGUCUGCACAGAGCCGCCGCCCGACGAGGUGGCCGCCAAGUGCGACCGCUGCCUGCGCGCCCCCUGCCUGAACGGCGGCACCUGCUCCGCCACCAGGGGCGGCUUCAGCUGCGCUUGCGCCAGGGGCUUCCACGGCGACGCGUGCCAGCACCGCAUCGACGCCUGCUACGGCGCCCCCUGCGCGCACGGCAGCUGUCGGCUACUCGAGGAGGGCCGCUUCAGCUGCGCUUGCCUCGCCGGCUACACCGGUAUCCGCUGCGAGGUGAACAUAGACGACUGCCUGGGCCACAGGUGCCAGAACAACGCCAGCUGCGUGGACCACCUGGAGGGCUACACCUGCAAAUGCGCCCCCGGCUACAUGGGCGAGUACUGCGAGAGGAAGAUACCGUACUGCAGCGCCGAGUUCAACCCGUGCGAGAACGGAGCCACGUGCGUGGACCACCGCAGCCACUACUCGUGCAGCUGCCCCCGCGGCUACUCGGGCCCCAACUGCACGGUCAACCCCGACGAUUGUGUGAACCACAUGUGCCAGAACGGCGCGACGUGCGUGGACGGGCUGGACGAGUACCGGUGCUCGUGCGCGGCGGGCUACGCGGGCCGCUACUGCGAGGCGGCGCCCCACGCGGCGCUCGGCACCUCGCCCUGCGCGCACCACGACUGCGUGCACGGCGUCUGCUACCUGCCCGCGCUCGCGCUGCAGGACGACAUUAUGAUGGAGAGGGCCAUGCUCGGCGCCAGCAACGACUACCUCUGCAAGUGCGCGCCGGGCUACUCGGGCCGUCUCUGCGAGUACCUCACUUCACUCACGUUCAACUACAACGACUCUCUGGUCGAGCUGGAGCCGCUGCGCACCUCGCCCCAGGCCAACGUCACGCUGGUGUUCAGCACCUCGCAGCACCACGGCGUGCUGAUGUACUACGGCGACCACGAGCACCUCGCGGUCGAGCUGUUCAACGGGAGGAUCCGCAUCAGCUACGACGUUGGCAACCACCCCACCUCCACCAUGUACAGUUUCGAGAUGGUCUCCGACGGUCACUACCACAAGGCGGAGCUGCUGGCGGUGAAGAAGAACUUCACUCUUCGCGUGGACGACGGCCCGGCCAGGUCCAUCAUCAACGAAGGCACCAACGAGUUCCUGAGGCUCAACCGCCCAAUGUUCCUGGGUGGAGUCCCUGAGGAUGUUGCGAAGGAGGCCUUCAGCAGGUGGCACCUCCGCAACAUCACCAGCUUCAAAGGGUGCCUUCGGGAGGCGUGGAUCAACCACAAGCGCGUGGACUUCGUGAACGCGGCGCGGACGGUGCGCACCGGCGCCGGCUGCGGGGGCGAGGAGCAGCCGCCCGCCCAGCCGGGGCCCGCCCUGCAGGAGGACGGCGCUCAUCGCCAGGAUUGGCGGUCUUCAGCAGGGGUCUACAUGCAUGUUUGUGCCCAGGACCCGUGCGUGCCGAACCCGUGCGCGCGUGGGGGGCGCUGCGUGCGCGAGGAGGGCUCCCCCUCCGACUACACGUGCCGCUGCAGGGCGGGCACGGCGGGCGCACAGUGCGAGCUGCGCACCGGCAUCGGGGGCGCACCGGUAAUUGUCCAGAAACCUCCGCUACACAAGCAGCCGAUCAGUAACGUGCAGGCAUCGCCAGCCGCUCCCACCAACAAGCAGUCGGCUGCUGAGCGUCCGCCCGCCCAGCCCACCUCCUCGGUCAGCGGCUGCCGGAAGGAGGCGACGCGCGAAGUGGUGACCGAGGGCAGCUGCCGCAGCCGGCGGCCGGUGCGGGGCGCGCGCUGCGCCGCCCGCCCGGACUCGCGCGUCUGCUCCAAGCCGCUCUGCUGCGCGCCGAGACGCACCAAGAAGAGGAAGAUCCGCCUCGUAUGCGACGACGGCACGCGCUACACCAAAGAGUUAGAGAUAGUUCGCAAGUGCGCCUGCGGGAAGAAGUGCGCCAGGACCUCGCCCUUCCAGCAC
Iphiclides podalirius (scarce swallowtail) is the source of this 4563-nucleotide messenger RNA. The record is from the annotation of a GenBank genome assembly. Lineage: Eukaryota; Metazoa; Arthropoda; Insecta; Lepidoptera; Papilionidae.